Messenger RNA from Penaeus monodon (black tiger shrimp), 747 nucleotides. RefSeq lists its product as uncharacterized. The transcript is spliced from 3 exons. Bases 1 to 540 code for a protein of 179 amino acids. The record is from RefSeq and is a predicted model, not a curated record. Lineage: Eukaryota; Metazoa; Arthropoda; Malacostraca; Decapoda; Penaeidae.
AUGACUGCAAAUUCACUGUGCUCAGAAGACUGUAUUGUGUUAUUACCUAAUCCCUCUUUCUUUGAACAGGAGUCAAGUAAGAAGGGUAAGGACGGAAGCAGUGGACCUCCUCUGGACUCUAAACCUCCGGGUGGAAAAGAUGACGGUCUCGGCGUGGCGCAGAUCAUCAUCACGGCCGCCACGCCCAUGGUGGAGAGCCACGAGGAGGAGCUCGGGGCCGCCGGUGAGGACUCGAGAGCCGAGGCCGACCAGGACCCGACGGAGGCGCACCACCCCGAGGCCGAGCGGUCCGAGUGCGAGGGCGAGGCGGUGCUGCUCGACGACGAGGGCCGCCAGCCGCCUCCCCCACCCGCCCCCGAAGGCCCCAGGGAGAUGAGGGCGGGGCCGGAGGCGCAGCAGAAGGCGCAGCAGGGAGCGGAGCAGGGGGCCGAGGGGACGGACUCCCCGUCGCCGAAGUCACCGAGCCCGAGCGACGGCCCCCCGGACCUCGACCCCGAGAAACUCAAGGCCUUAGAGAGAAUCAAGGAAUCCAAUGCUUAGUGGCGGCCGGCGGUGGGCGUGCGGGCGUGCGGGCGUGCGGGCAGGUCGCGGGCGCCGGCGGCCUGCGAAGUGACUUUGUUGUAUUUGUAGAUAUGUUAAGGAGUUAGACAGAUCAUGAUAUGUCAGAGCAUAAAGACAUUAUUUGUUGUGUCAACUGAAGUGGUGGCAUGUACGUCUUUCACAUUUAUAGUGUCACAAAAUCUUAAC